Phycomyces blakesleeanus NRRL 1555(-) is the source of this 2085-nucleotide messenger RNA. RefSeq lists its product as hypothetical. Bases 1 to 2085 code for a protein of 694 amino acids. The record is from RefSeq and is a predicted model, not a curated record. Lineage: Eukaryota; Fungi; Mucoromycota; Mucoromycetes; Mucorales; Phycomycetaceae. The transcript has 3 exons.
AUGACUCUAUUUAACGUUAUCUUUCAGGCGUUUUACUUGGUUCAAGCAGGUGGAACUGCUAUGUUGAAAUUCUUCCGCCAUCUUCUUGUUGCCUUUGAUAAGGAUACCAAUCUCCCACUCACCAUUGAUGCAUUAAAGACUAUGACCGGCUUCAAUUUCAUGACAAAAAGCAUUGUCAAAUACACCGUCUGCAACAAGUGCUUUGCAAUUUACCUACCAGGCAAUCGCCAACCAAAUUGCACAUUCGAAAAAUACACAACCACACCACCAACAUACUGCGGAAAUCCUCUUUUCUCUGACACCGAAGCUGAUCGCGCUGUCCCUCUCAUGGUUUUCCCAUACAACUCGCUCAAGAAUGCAUUGGCACAGCAUUUUGCCAAACCUGGGUUCGAGCAUCAAAUCGUUCAAUGGAGAUCGAGGGAAACCGUAAACAGUACCUUGUUGGACGUCUAUGAUGGUGCAAUGUGGUCUGAGCUCCUUGAUGAAGAUGACGAGCCUUUUGUGAAUCACGACCAUUCUUUGAUGUUGACAUUGAAUACUGCUGGAUUUACAGGAUUUGCAAGUACAAACGCCUGUCACAUAUGCAAGCAUCAUUUCACUGUUGUUGCUGGAACAAGUAAGAUCAAUUAUUCUGGAUUCGAUCAUGAGAACUGGGUCUCCCGAACAAAAGAGGAAAAUGCAACUGAAGCUGAGAUGUGGUUCUGCGCAGAAUCUGAUGCAGAGAGAGCUGUUUUGGAGAAGCAGCAUGGCACCCGUUUUUCCGAGUUGCAUCGCCUACACUACUUUGAUCCCGUCCGAUGCACGAUUGUUGAUCCCAUGCACAAUUUGUUUCUUGGGACAGCAAAGCGUAUGAUCAGUGUUUGGAAAGACCUGAGGUAUCUCCCAACUGCUGUUCUCGUCCGUAUGCAACGUCUUGCCGAUGGUAUUCUUGUUCCUCCUGGGUAUGCCGUUUUAUCAACAAAGAUCGAAUCUGGUUUCCCGUAUAUGAAGGCAGACAAGUGGCAAUCGUGGUGUCUGAUUUAUUUGUUGGUGGUACUAAAAGACGCUUUACCUGAAGACGACUACAAAAACUGGACUCUCUUUGUAAAAGCAUGCCGAAAGUUGACCAGUCCUUCAGUCACAUAUUCAGAAAUUGACAGCGCACACCAGCUCCUUGGAGAAUUCGGAAAAGAGUGUGAGACUCUUUAUGGAGAGAGCAGCAUCAUGCCAAAUAUGCACUUGCAUAUGCACUUGCAUGAGUCAAUGCUUAACUUUGGUCCGGUAUACACAUUCUGGCUGUAUAGCUUCGAGAGAUACAACGGCAAGUUGAAGAACAUCAAGACGAACCAUCGCAAUGGUCUUGAGGUCACCUUCAUAAGAGUCUUCCUGGAGAAAGCAUUCAUUGGUAGCUUUCUUCGAGCGUAUUCUACCAAUCUUUCAUCACCACUGAUAGAGUUCCUUGAGGGGGUUGCCCAAGUAAAAUCAAAUUCCGACAGCUCUUCUCCCUUGAAUUUGGAUGCUGGCCACCCUCCUGCGUUGCCAUUUAGCUUAGCAAUGUUCCAGCAAGCUGCUACCAAUCCAUGGUACAAUGUCACCGGAAGUGAGGCCUUGCCCCCGACAACAUUGCCAAUCAAGUUGCAGCCUUUGACUAUGAUGAAGGAUGAUCACUAUCAGUGGUUAUUUGAAUUCUAUGUCAAGGCUUACCAGAGUACAAGUGUUUCCUUCUGUGCGGUAGGGAGAAUCCCAAUUGGUGAGGAUGUAUUUGUGAACAAUCGGAUUCAAAAGGUGAAGAAGAUUUCGUUGCUGGGGCAAGAGUACUGCAGUGGUAAAAAGAAGAAGCGCGGGUCUUUUGUGAGGGUAUUGUUUCUUGAGAGAACAAAUGACGAUGUAUCUGAAUUCCCUGGUCAAAUAGAGUAUUUAUUUACUCAUACCAUCAAGAUCGGUGGAGUCAAAAGAGUGUCAAUGUUUGCAUUCAUUAAAUGGUUUCCCGCCUACCAUUCAAGUAGUCAUCAGCCAUUAGCUGAUCAAGGUCUGCAGUUGUGGGACAAGGGAUUUAUGGAAGAAGAUGCUUUGUGCAUUGUUCCAGUGCAUCCCAAUAACAUUUGA